Prorocentrum cordatum is the source of this 6449-nucleotide messenger RNA. NCBI's taxonomy places the organism in Eukaryota, Dinophyceae, Prorocentrales, Prorocentraceae. The record is from the annotation of a GenBank genome assembly.
GCCGCGGCGAGCUGGUGUGCUGGGCGCUGUGUGCCGGCGGCGCGGCGGACGCCAGGCAGAGCUGGAUGGCCGUGUCUGCAGACGCCAAGAAGGCGGGGACCGAGGCGCUGCGGGGCGGGGGUGCCGACGUCACAGACGACGACGUCGCCGAGCUCGUCCUGAAGGUGAGGUCGACGCUGAACGCAGGGCGAGCCCCCCGUUCCAAGCGGGACGAGGCACGGCGCCUGGAGGCGGCGCUGGACCCGGUGGCCGUCCGCCUGGCGUCGGGGAACCCCGAGGUGCCAGGCUCCGAGAUGGCCGAGGCCCUCUGGGGGUUCACAGAGGCCGCCACUGUCGCCACGCAGACGGAGGGUCGGAUCAGACGAGUGGCGGCCGACGCCGAUGGCUGGGAGACGAUCGCGGAUCGGAUCUGGGCCCGAGCGGUGGGGGCCGACGGGAACUCGCUGCCCGUCGACUGGGUGCUGCACCUUGGCAUAGGUCUCCUCCUGUCGAGCCUGGCGGUGGUGCUGGGGGCCGAUUCAGUGCGACACCGCCUGGCAGGCGGGGCUGUGGGGCUGGUCGGGACCUUCCUGCUGGUACGGCGGGUGCCCGAGCGGGUGGUCGCCUGGUGGACACGCUGUCGGCGGCGGUUACGGACAAUAUCGCCUCAGGCGCGGGAGAGCUUCGGCGGGAUGGUGACGGCCCUGGGGACCGCCGCCGCCGGAGGUUGGAAGGUCACGUCGCCGUGGGACAUCCAACCAGGCCGCGUUGAGCAAGCUGCCCGCAGCGCUGGCGCGGGUACCGCUGCGGCGAAGCCUGGCGCGCAGGACCUGUCGGCGCUGCGGGCGUUCGCCCAGGGGUGCGAGGUGCCGGGCCCCUUCAGCCAGACCGCGGCCAUGCAGCAGCAGCAGCAGCAGCAGCAGCAGCAGCCACAGCCGACACCAGAGGUGGCCGUCCCAGCAUCGGGGCUCAGCUUCCACGUGCCCCACUCUCCUGCAGAUGCGGUGAAGCUAGGACGGGAGGUGGAGAUAGUGGGCGCCACGCUGCGCGAGUUCCAGGCGCAGGCGGCCAUCAACGAGGACUGGGCCUGGCACUUCUGGGAGAGGAUCGCGGCCGUGGAUGGCUCCAGGGGGCUGCACCCUGACCUACGACGAGUGCUGCAGACUCACGGCUACGUGGGAGCGGGGACGACGUCCCCGCCAGGAGAGUCGUUGCAGCAGGAGCUGGACGCGCUGCUCGCCUCCCCUACGGCGCCUCACGGCGGGGGCAUGCACGCCUCCCCUGGGUGGGCCGUGGCCCCGCAGACCCAGCAGCAUCAGGAGGACAGCCGAUGGAACCUGAGCCUCCCGCCGGAGCUGCGGCGCGCGGCGCCGGAGAUCUACCGCACCAUGCGGGGCGCGGGGGCGGCCAGCGCGCGGGACUGGCUGUCGCAGGAGGUGACGGGCCAGCGACACACGGCGGUCUGGACCGACCUGUGGACUGCCGCCACCAACGUGGACUACUUGUUGGGCGGGUGCGCGAACCAGUCCGAGCUGCUCACCCGUUUGGCGUCCGACGAUGCGCUGGAGCUGCACCUGAGGCGGCUGGCUAGCUACGUCUACGAGAUGCGGACGAAGGACAAGGUUGGGGGGGCGGCCAUGUUGGCUGUCCGCCCGCCCGGGUCAGCCGCCGACUUGGCUCCGACAUGGCUGGUGACCGAGGCCACGACCCACAGCCAGGCGGAGCACCAGCGCGACGAGAGGGCCCAUGCCGCCAUCAAGCACGACGGUGCCCCGCCGCCGCGGGUGCAGCCUAGAAUGCCAGUGACGGGUCUGUCAGGCUCGCUGACGCGGGCCCUGCAGUGGAAGGAGGCCGAGGCCAGACCAACGGGCCAGCGCGAGACGAGCGAUAACGAGAUGAUGCUGGCCUGGCAGCUCGUGCAGCAGUAUGCGUUACAGGACGCAGCGCGGUACGAGCGCGACUGCCGGGGGCUUGCCCCGACAGGCGGUCAAGGGACGGAUCCUGCCUGCGACAGAGGACCGCAGGACGCCUACACUGGAGAGCGCAAGGGUGUGAGCAAGCACGUGAUGAUGUGCGCAGCGGCGGUGGUAGAACCUCCGGACGACAUGGUCGUGGACCUGCUGGAGGCGCUGCCCGACGGCGAGCGCCAGUACUAUUCGGACGAGCAGAACGUCCUGGACUACAGCGGCAAGGCGCUGCUGGGCGUGGGCGCACGCUUGGGGGUGCUCGCGGGCGCCGCGGCUCCCGCCGACGGCGCGGCCUGCUGUGCGCCACGCACCUCGCCGCCCGAGGACGGGGGGCUGGAGGCUGGCAGCCGCGGGGAUGCCGAGCCUGAGGACACUCAGCAGCACCGCUACGACGACGACUGGCUAGGGCAGCAGCGCAGCUGCCGGGCUGCGCCGCCUAGCCCGAGGGGCUACAGCGUGGCGGAGUGGCUGGAAACAGUGAGGCGGGCGAAGAGGGAUGACGAGCGCGUGAUGGUGGUGAUGCAUCUCUUCGCUGGCCGUCGGCGGCGUGGUGACGCGCAGGAGGUGGGAGAGAGGCUGGCGAAGGAGCGGAGCUUGAGGGUGCUCUUCCUUUCCGCCGAUCUCCUGGACGACCCGCGGUGGGACCUGGCCAACCCCUCCACGUUCUCCGCCUUGAUGGAGCUGUGCGAGGGCGGCUGGGUGGACAUCGUACUGGGCGGUCCGCCCUGUUCAACCUGGUCGCGGGCACGCUACAAUCGUCGCCGACCUGGGCCGCCGCCGGUGCGAUCGCGGCGGUGCCCCUGGGGGCUGCCAGGCCUCAGGGACUGGGAGGCCGCCAGAGUCGCGGAGAGUAACACCUUGACGCUGAACUUGUUGGCGCUCUGCGAGGCGUGCGGCCAGAGUGGCGGCGCCUUCCUCAUCGAGCACCCGGAGGACCCAGGGCAUGCGCCCUACCCAUCCAUUUGGAACACGACUGAGAUGCUGGAUUUCGAGACGAGGCGCUCGUCGCGGAGAGCGCGCUUGGACCAAUGCAUGCUGGGCGGACGGACGAAGAAGCCCACGUGUCUGAGCGGCGCGCUGCAGGGGCUGGAGGACCUGAACGAGCGGCGGUGUGACGGGCCCCAUGCCCACGAGACGGCCGAGGGCAAGCUGGCCGACGGCACCUUCCGCGCGAGCCCGCUGGCCCAGUACCCCGAGGGGAUGUGCGAAACGCUGGGCACCUUGAUAGUUCAGACCCUGGCCAUCUUCGAGCAGACCGGCUUGGGCGGCACCGGGCGGCGAAGGCCGCCGGAGGCCGACAGGUCGGUCACCGCCUGGAGCUCGCGGAGCACUACGACGCCAGCGGUAGCCGUGCGGAACGAGGAUGUGCUUCGCGGUCGUGGGCUGGUGCUGGACGGGCCGCAGAUGGCCUUCUACCUGCACGUCGACGACGGGGUGGCGAUGGCCGGUGGCAUCGGCUGUGGCCCACGGGCCUCUGGGAAGAUGCACCAGCUGGCGGAUGCCCUGGCCGAGGCCGGCUUCGUGGUCACCGACCGCACGGAGGCCAGCGACAUGCAGAAGGUGCUGGGCUACGCACCACAGGCGCGUCCGGCGCAGCUACGCUUGCCCCCGAAGAGGGCGCGAGAGCUGGUGCAGCAGCUGGAGGCGAUGGGCGCCACCCGCUCCCUCCACACCGAGGAGCUUCGAUCGCUCUUGGGGGUGUGGAUCUGGGGCGCACUACUUCGGAGGGAGCUGCUCUGCAUACCCAGUGCCGUCUUCAGGCUCCUGGAGAGGCACCCGCACCAGAGGGUGUGCACCUGGGCGACCGUCCGCAGGGAGCUGCGGGCUAUGGCUCGAGUAGUCCCGCCGAUGUACGCCGACCUGGGAGCCCCGCCAGCCCCCGUGUAUUUCGCGGCGGACGCCAUGGGCGCCAACGUGGAGGACGACGGCGGUUGGGGCAUCCUGGCGACAGACAUGAGCGAGGACAUCGCGAAGGACUUCAUCGACACGGGCGGCAACUUGGGCUACACCGUGGCGCGACUGGACGGCGAGCUUACUGGAUUGCGGCGUCCCGAGCAGGUCAUCCGUCGGACGAAGCCCUUCAGCCUCCUCCCCGACCGAGUGUUCAAGCCCGACGAGGACUGGACGAUCGUAGGAGCGGGGAGGUGGCGGGCGGCCGACCACAUCACGCUGGGCGAGGGGCGCUGCGUCGUGAAGAUCAGCAGACGGGCGGCCGCCACUCCGGCUCUACACCGCACCGUGCUGCCGAUCCUGGAGGACAACCAGCCAGUCUCGGGCGCGGUAUGCAAGGGGAGGUCCCCGGCGCACAUGUUGAACCACCUGUUGCGUCAGAAGACCGCAGCAGGGAUGGCAUCUCGUACGAAGAUUCUGAUUCCAUGGGUGGAGACGCUCAGGCAGCCUGCUGAUAAGAUAUCGAGGAAGCUGGAGAGCACUUCUGUUGAGAAGGUAGAGCCGCGCACCCUGGCAGCCUACAGGGCGGCGGCUAUGAAGUUCGUGACCUACCUGGACGAGCACGGUUUUGUCCCCGACGGGCCCGAGCAGUGGGACGACCUGCUUGUCGAAUACAAGAACGACAUGCAGAUGACCAAGUGCAAUUUCGAGUACGCUGUCGCGGCAAUGGAGUUUGUCUUCCCACGCCUGAGGAGGAAGCUGACUUGGCCCCACUCGGUGAUUGACGCAUGGCGAGUGUCGGCCGAGGUGAAGCACGCGCCGCCGCUCGGCCGCGCGCCGGCCAACCUGGCCGCUAUCUAUUUCUCCUGCUGGGGCGUGCCGCGGCUGGGGGUAGGCUUGCUACUACAGGUGGACCGCGGCCUGCGCCCGUCGGAGAUGCUUCAGCUCAGAGCAAAAGACAUAUCAUUGCCAUCGUCGAGAGGGGGACCUGAUUUGCAGUCAAAUUGGGUUAUCAACUUGGGAGCCAAGUCGGGGACAAAGGCCAAAAGGAUGCAGUUCGCCAUUAUUCUGGAGCAGGGCGGAGUACUGGAGAACCUCUUGCACCGAGUAGUCUUGGGAACGCCGCCCGAGGGGCUCCUCUUUCCUUACUCGCUUGUCGACUACAGACAUCGGCUCAAGCAGUUUGAAGCAGCCCUGGGCCUCGACAUUCACUGGACGCCACACUCGGCGCGCGCAGGUUUCGCCAGCGAUUCCGUGGCUCGUGGCGCCCCCUUCCAGGACAUCAAGGAGGCAGGACGGUGGCUCACCGAGUCCAGCCUCCGCAUCUACGUGGACGUCGUCACCGCCUCCCGGGUCCUGGCACAGGCUGAGCAGCGAGGAUUCGCACCGCUCAUCCGCGAGGCGGCCGAGAAGCUGCCCCACUACUUCCCGGAGGGCAUCUUCGGCGAGGGGGAGGGCCUCCAGCAUGCCGCCAGCGGGUUGGCGCAAGGGCCAGGACGGCGCCUGGGUGCUGCCGACAGAGGGAGUCCCUCCAGCGCCGCUGGCGGGGGGCCGCCGGCCCAGCCGCCUGCGCCAGCACUGGGCGCCCUGGUGGAUGGGCUGCUGGCGGGUCCGCAGCAGCCGGGGGAUGCAGCGGCGGGCGCGGGCGCGGCCGAGGCCGAGGCGCCAGCGCCGGCGGCCCCAGGCGUGGCGGCACUGAGGCCCCCGCAGCCGCCGGUGGCGCAGCCGCUGGCAGCGGGCGCGGCCGCGGGGCAAAGGCGCGCGCGCUGGAGCAGCUGGUCGCUGUUGCGCGCGGCCUGGCUCAUCGCAAGGUGGUGCGGACGCUCGACUACUCGAGGAGUGACGUGGGCGGCGGUCGCCGCGAUGCUGAUCGGGUGGAGCUACAUGGCCGGGCCGCUCACCCACCUCGGGACCAUGAUGGGUGUCGUGGCCAGCGUAUCAGUCUCGGCUGGCAAGGUGGUCGACAGCAGCCUCGGGGCAGUCAUCGCGGCAGCACAGGGCGUGUCCGACUUCGCCGUGACGUCGUCCCGCAGCUCGGCGAGCCUCCUGCAGGAAGCCUGGCGGGGGGUCGACAUUACCAACCUGCACGUCCGCCAGCGCCACGCCGAGCGGCUAGCGGACGACCCCGAGAUCCUGCAAGCCUGGAUCGAGCGCGAGUUCCUGACAGGCGAGCCUCGCCCGCCAGGAGCCGAGCAGGUCACCGCCGCGAUCUCUGAAGCUUCGGUGAACAUACCUCACAUGUCAGAGAGAUGGCAGAUGAUGAUCUGGCCAAGUCAAUGCCGCGAGCUGCACAUGACACUUGACCUGCUGCCGUCCGGGUUCUACGGAGUCCACAUGGUCGAGCGGAUCGUGAACUUCAAGGUUCAGUGGAGCAACCCAGUCUGGAGCAGCCUCGACUGCGACCUCAGCUCAGAGCGAGAUACAGUCGUGGCGCACAUAAGCUCCACCCUGGAGGGGCUCCCACUGCCCGUGAUACGCUACAUGUCCAUGACUGAUCGUGAAAUUCAAGUUGCCAGGCUCCCAGGGGCCUGCAUCAACAUUGCCCGUAGGCUACUUCGUGCUGUAUAUAUGGCAGUUAAGAGUGUGUUGCAGCUCGUUUUGUUCGGAGUCUAG